UGUAGUCAAUUUAUUCAUCGUGUGCCAGUUUUCCUGCGAUGUCAACCGUGAAGGAUGAGGACAGCUAAUCUUUUGUGCCGUCAAGGCACAAACCUUCAGGGACGCAUAGCUCGCAGUCGCCAAGCACGCUUCCCACGAUCACGAUCCUUUGCGACACCUGCAUUCGGCAACCCGAACCCACGGUUACCGCCGUAUCUUAAAUUAGCCCAGAACUAUGAAAAGGUCAAGGAGGUUCUAGGAAAGGGCACCGCCCUAACCUUGGCCGAGAAGAUUCUCUACAGCCAUCUUGACAAUGCCGAAGAAUCUCUCAUGACCAACACGAAUGGCGGCCGGAACGUUCGAGGGACAGCAAACUUGAAGCUCAAGCCCGAUCGAGUUGCUAUGCAAGAUGCCUCGGCGCAGAUGGCCCUCCUACAGUUCAUGACGUGCAACCUACCUUCAACAGCCAUCCCGGCCAGCAUACAUUGCGACCACUUAAUUGUGGGCGAACGAGGCGCGAAGGACGAUUUAGAAUCGGGAAUUAAGGUGAAUCAAGAGGUCUUCGACUUCUUAGAGUCUGCCGCCAAGAAAUACGGGAUCGACUUUUGGCCUCCUGGAGCCGGUAUCAUCCACCAAAGCGUCUUGGAGAAUUAUGCUGCUCCCGGUUUGAUGAUGCUGGGAACUGAUAGCCAUACGCCCAAUGCCGGGGGUCUCUCGACAAUUGCGAUUGGUGUUGGUGGUGCUGAUGCUGUUGAAGCUCUUGUCGGUGCGCCGUGGGAGUUGAAGGCCCCUAAGAUUCUGGGAGUGGAACUGAAGGGGAAACUCAAUGGCUGGGCCUCACCCAAGGAUGUUAUUCUCAACCUCGCCGGCCAGCUUACCGUCCGUGGUGGUACCGGUUUCAUUAUCGAAUAUUUCGGGCCGGGCGUUGAAACGCUUAGUUGCACGGGCAUGGCGACUGCCUGCAAUAUGGGAGCUGAGGUCGGCGCUACGACUUCCAUUUUCCCUUUUAGCCCAGCUCACGUCCGGUAUCUAGAGGCUACACAUCGUCACGAUAUAGCCGCAGAAGCGAAGAAGUUUUCCGAUAUUGUUCAGCUCAGGGCCGACCCAGAUGCGAAAUAUGACGAGAUCAUCACCAUUGACCUAUCCACAUUAGAGCCCCACAUCAACGGACCCUUUACCCCUGAUCUCUCUACGCCACUUUCCCAAUUCAAGCAAACCGUCCAGGAGCAGAACUGGCCCGACAAGCUCUCGGCAGGCCUCAUUGGUAGCUGCACAAACAGUUCUUAUGAAGAUAUGACACGUGUGGAGGGUAUGGUUCGUGAAGCCAUGGAGGCUGGUCUAAAACCUACAUCCGACUUCUAUAUUACCCCCGGCAGUGAUCAAAUCAGGGAGACACUACGACGAGAUGGUCCUUUAGAAACGUUCAAGGAGGCAGGCGGCACACUUCUGUCGAACGCCUGUGGUCCCUGUAUCGGCCAGUGGAAGCGACGUGACGGUGUUGAAAAGGGGACGCCUAAUGCGAUUCUCACCUCGUUUAACCGUAACUUCCGCGGCCGCAACGACGGCAACCCCGAUACCAUGAACUUCCUCGCCUCGCCCGAGAUCGUGACUGCCAUGACUUUCGCCGGCACCACCACAUUCAACCCCAUGACCGAUUCUCUCCCCACUCCAUCCGGCAAGGAAUUCCGCUUUACUCCCCCUUCAGGCCUCGAGAUCCCCGCCCAACGGUUCGAAACAGCACGAACCGAGUUCCUCCCCCUCAUUCAAGCUCCCGACGCAUCGGUUACUGUAGCCAUCUCGCCUACCUCGGAACGUCUAGCUCUCCUCGAGCCCUUCGAACCCUUCCCCGCCUCCGACCUAUCGGGCCUCCGCGUGCUAGUCAAGGUCACGGGCAAAUGCACGACGGACACCAUCUCGGCGGCAGGCCCGUGGCUCAAGUACAAGGGCCACCUGCCGAACAUCAGCGAGAACACGCUCAACACGGCGGUCAACGCGGAGACGGGCGAGGUCAACGUCGCGUACGACCUCGACGGCUCCAAGCACACGAUCCCCGAAUUAGGUAAACGAUGGAAGGAGGCCGCGCGCCCGUGGCUCGUGGUCGCGGAGCACAACUACGGCGAGGGCAGCGCGCGAGAGCACGCGGCGCUGCAGCCGCGGUACCUGGGCGCCAAGAUCGUGCUGUGCAAGAGCUUCGCGCGCAUCCACGAGACGAACCUCAAGAAGCAAGGGGUCGUCCCCCUAACCUUCGCCGACGAGGCCGACUACGACCGGAUCGGCGCCGGCGACGAGGUCGAUACUGUCGGGCUUUACGAUAUGCUGCGCAACGAAGGCAAGGGCGACGUAGCGCUUAGGGUUAAGAAGCAUAAGACGGGCGAGGAGUUCCUGGUCAGGACUAAGCAUGCUGUUAGUAAGGAUCAGGCUGGGUUUAUAUUGGCGGGGAGCGCGCUGAAUUUGUUGGCGAAGAUGGGCCGGUGAUUUGGGUUGGGGAUGGGGGGAGGUGAGGUAAAGUUAAGAGCCUUCGGAUGGGAAGGAAAGGGAAGGGAAUAGCUAGGACAAGAUCGGUUAACUUGGCUUAGCUUGGGUACCUUUACGUGCGGAAGUGAAGGGAGAAGGAGGGGUCCGCGGUUGGUUUUCGAGUAACCAUGCGCGUAUAUAAGUGCAUUUGCAUAGGUGCUCUCGGCGGCGGAUAUGGAAAGUUCGGUCGGCUAUAGAGAAAAUGAAAAAAGAUGAAAUACGAUGAUAUGUUGCCUAGCUACCUAGGUACCUAAUAUGACAGACAUCCACUGAUUGCAUUAUUUGCCUGUGUAUGUUGGUACUCAUACUAAUGUACGAAUAUCCUGAGUCUUCAUACUGCUAGAUGGGAGAGGCUAAUAACGAGAAAGAGGUAAUUAUUGGAAGUUAUUAGAUAGGUACCUAUAUAAUCCGCCCCCUAAGG
Annulohypoxylon truncatum is the source of this 2914-nucleotide messenger RNA. Its product is annotated as aconitate hydratase. Gene Ontology annotation, cellular component: mitochondrion; cytosol. Gene Ontology annotation, biological process: tricarboxylic acid cycle. Bases 55 to 2454 code for a protein of 799 amino acids. The transcript has 3 exons. Lineage: Eukaryota; Fungi; Ascomycota; Sordariomycetes; Xylariales; Hypoxylaceae. The record is from RefSeq and is a predicted model, not a curated record. Gene Ontology annotation, molecular function: 4 iron, 4 sulfur cluster binding; aconitate hydratase activity.